UGUAUUCGGUAUACUAUACUAACCAUACAAUGCUGGUCCCAGCCGCACUUGUGUAUAACACAAAAAUGCCCAAAAUAUUCAAACCUAAUUCAACACUUCUUAUUCAAUUUUUACAUGGAGAAUGCAGCGUUAUAGACGGUAGGCUGUUGUUGACGGUAGGCUGUUGUUGCCAGAUUUUAAGUUCAUUAUUUCAAAAAUAGGUUUUAGCGUAACGUUUAAAUUCAUUUGAGAAAUCAUGGAUGAGUUUGGCUUCGAAGAGGAUUUUUUGAGCGACCUACGAAAUUUGUGCUCGCCCGAUUCGUUCAUCGAUGUGUUGUCGAGCGAAAUGGCGGGCUACCCACCAACCCACUCCAGCCCUGGUGGGAGCACACCUUCGGUAAUGAUGGAUUACUCUCCACCCCACUCCAGCCCUAGUGGGGGCAUGCCUACGGUAAUGAUGGAUUACCCACCACCCCACUCCAGCCCUAGUGGAGGCAUGCCUUCGGUAAUGAUGGAUUACUCGCCACCCCACUUCAGCCCUGGUGGUGGCACGUCUUCGGCAAAGAUGGAUUACUCACCACCCCACUCCAGCCCUGGUGGUGGCAUGCCUUCGUUAAUGACGGGCUAUCCACCACAUGACCCAGUUGGGGGAAUGCCAGCUGGCUCCAUUGAAAACGACAUUCCAGUUAGUUGCAAAAUGAAGUCACUGGAUGGUACCAGAAUGGAUAUUCCUGUGGCUGAUUCCAAUGGAGGCAGUCUUCAUUUUACCGCAAGUCACCCUGAAAACGAAGAAGAUGGUCGACUCAUGCCUCCGCCGUCCUCGCCUUUUGUGAGAAGUGCUAAGAAAACUUCAGGUUCUUCUCCCAACUUUAAGGACUUUUCGCCUAAUUUCAAUGUUUAUUCGCCCAAUGUCAAGGCUUCUUGGCCCAAUGUUCAGGCUUCAUCGUCCAAUAUUCGUAUCUCGAGCUGCCCCGUUUCCACUCAAUCAACGACAUUCUUUCAGGCUCCUGGGUCUUCAGCGACCACAAUGAACUACGCCUCGUCUUCUAGGCCGGGUUCCUUCCUGUUAGCACCUUCAAACAUAACGCCUAAAUUUGUAUCGACUGCAAUCGCUUCAACCGCGUCGUCUGCAAUUGUCUCAACCGCGUUGUCUGCAAUCGUCUCAACCUCGUCGUCUGCAAUCGUCUCAACUGCGUCGUCGUCAAUCGUCUCAACCGCGUCGUCUGCAAUCGUCUCAACGGCGUCGUCUGCAAUCGUCUCAACAAAACUACCUACCCAAUACAGCAGCAAUCUACCCACCCAAUACAGCAGCAAACUACCUACCCAAUGCAGCAGCAAACUACCUACCCGAUGCAGCAGCAAACUACCUACCCGAUGCAGCAGCAAAAUACCUACCCGAUGCAGCAGCAAAAUACCUACCCGAUGCAGCAGCAAACUACCUACCCGAUGCAGCAGCAAACUACCCACCCGAUACAGCAGCAAUCUACCCACCCGAUGCAGCAGCACACUACCUACCCGCUGCAGCAGCAAUCUACCCACCAGAUGCAGCAGCAAACUACCUAUCCGAUGCAGCAGCAGCAGCUCGUCACUCACCCUCAGCAACAGCAGCAUCAGCAGUCCAUCACCCACCCUCUGCAGCAGCAGCAGCAGUCCAUCACUCACCCUCAUCAUCAGCAGCAGUGCAUCACCCACUCUCUGCAGCAGCAGCAGUCCAUCACUCACCCUCAUCAUCAGCAGCAGUCCAUCACCCACCUUCAUCAUCAGCAUCAGUCCAUCACUCACCUUCAUCAUCAGCAGCUGUCCAUCACCCACCUUCAUCAUCAGCAGCAGUCCAUCACUCACCCUCUGCAGCAGCAGCAUUCCAUCACCCACCCUCAGCAGCAGCAGCAGUCCAUCACACACCCUCAGCAGCAGCAGCAGCAGCUCAUCACUCACCUUCAGCAGCAGCAGCAGAUCAUUACUCAUCCUGAGCAGCAGCAGCAGCAGCAGCAGCAGUCCAUCAGCCACCCUCAGCAGCAGCAGCAGUCCAUCACUCACCCUCAGCAGCAGCAGCAGUCCAUCACUCACCCUCAGCAGCAGCAGCAGGAGCCCAUCACUCACCCUCAGCAGCAGCCCAUCACUCACCCUCAGCAGCAGCCCAUCACUCACCCUCAGCAGCAGCAGGAGCAGCAGUCUAUCAGCCACCCUCAGCAGCAGCAGCAGCUCAUCACUCACCCUCAGCAGCAGCAGCUCAUCACUCACCCUCAGCAGCAGCAGCAGCAUCCCAUCACCCACCUUCAGCAGCAACAGCAGCAGCCCAUCACCCACCCUCAGCAGCAGCAGUCCAUCACCCACCCUCAGCAACAGCAGCAGCAGCAGCCCGUCACCCACCCCCGGCACCCUGCUGGAGUCCAACAUAGCCGGUCUUCCAUUUCUUAUGAUGACAAUUCUACCGCGUUAG
Hyalella azteca is the source of this 2419-nucleotide messenger RNA. RefSeq lists its product as uncharacterized. The transcript has 2 exons. Bases 236 to 2419 code for a protein of 727 amino acids. NCBI's taxonomy places the organism in Eukaryota, Metazoa, Arthropoda, Malacostraca, Amphipoda, Hyalellidae. The record is from RefSeq and is a predicted model, not a curated record.